Molecule: messenger RNA, 4746 nt
Organism: Geodia barretti
Lineage: Eukaryota; Metazoa; Porifera; Demospongiae; Tetractinellida; Geodiidae
Source: the annotation of a GenBank genome assembly
UGUUUGCAUAGUUUGGUCUUCGGGUGGCGGAGGAUAGAGCGAGAGAUCAUCUUGACCAGUGGAGAUUGUGUGUAUCACCGUAACUUGCCGCGCUGGUCAGGCCAAGCUGACCACGGAGAGAUGGCGGACGACUCGCUGAGAAUUACGGUCAGCUACGCGGGAAAAGAGAAGCGAAUUCCUCUGGUGGUGCGGCCUAGUCUGGAAUUGAGUGAUGUUGACGUUGACCAGGCGGAGCUGGAGCUUUGCCACAUCGUGCGACACGUCUUCAACAUCCCCGUGGAAUCCGAUUUCUCUCUGCACGAGGCAGAGACCAGCCGCAUCCUGACGAAAGAGAGUUUCCGUGACCCGAGCUAUCUGUCCACUUUCCCUCCGCACUGGUAUCUGACGGUGGAGAAGACGGCUGGGGAGGCGGGGGAGGAGGAAGACAGAGACAGAACCUAUGAGAGUGGGUCAGCCUUUGACCUGUACACAGAAGGUCUCUCUGAUCUCGAGGAGACCAUCCCGUCGCUAGCGGAGCUCUCUCUGGCCGACGCCAAGUACCAGAGCCUGCGACUCGCGGCCGACUCCUCAAGUGGACUGUUUGGAGUGACUCUGAGACAUUUCAGUAUUCAGCCAAUCUCUGGACAAGGAGACAGUCCGACUGAGUUUGGGUCUCAGAACAGCCAGCAAUCCUCUACUUCCACCAUUGACAUUUUGUCCACUACAUUUAUCCACCAAUUGGAGGGGGCGGGGCAGGGGGCGGGGCUUCAGCAGGGCGACACAGUCCACAUGAUAAAUGGAGAGAGCAUCAUUCGUAGCAAUUUCUCUGAAAUUGAAGAUCUGUUGGCACAAUGUGGCAGUGAAAUCUCUCUGAUGGUUCUCCCAAAAGAUAACGAUGAUCUCCAGUUUCUCUACCCUCAGUACACGGAGGGUCAUGUGGGGGAGUUCACGUCCGGCGAUGAGAAGGUAAUUGUCAGGGACAUCUCCCUGGUGGUGGGGAGUGGGACCAGCAUGCCGGAGGAGACAGAGGGGGACAGCAGACUCCAGCCACUCGGUCUCUACAACUUCAAAGGCUCCGGAUCCUCUCUCGACAACACACAUUCCAAUUCUUCCAACGAACAACUGCCUCAGGACGACAGAUUGAUCCAUUGUUCCAUCCACGACAUUAUGGUCCAAAGCCCCUCCUCCUCGCGGACCUCAUUUGGAUGGUACAACAGGUCUUCUGGCACCGGUUCCAACAGCCAACUAGACCGACUGGACGAAAACGCGACCUACGACCCUCCCUCGUGGAGACCUGUUGCCAAUGGCCACGUGAGGUAUGAAGAAGGUGUGGAGGCGGACCCGUCCUGGUACCAGGAUCCUCAGGAUGGACUGGAGACGUCGUCCCAGCCGGUCCAGGAACCGGUAGCUCACAGGGAUAAGGUGUUCCGAGCUCAUUCUCAGGAUUCAGGUGUGGUCAACAGGGUGGGGCUGCUGAGCAGCGGAGACGAGGGCUCCGCCUCCCAGCCCAUGUGGGCAGAGGAUCUGGGUGUGGUCAGGGUGGGCCGGCACAGCAAGAAGAGCCUGGAGAUGUUGACUAGUUUGUCUACGACUGCCCCGCCCCCUCGAGGAAUGCGAAGAAUCCAGAGUGACGACAUGGUGGGCCAAUCGGCUCGGAGCCAGUCAGCAGGGGGCGAGGCCACCAGACGACAUUCUGAGCAGGAGCACCAUCACCAUGCCGACAAGAACAUCACACCCACUGCCAAGACUCCUCCUACCAGCUAUGAGGCAGGAGACAGUGUCCCCUCCCUGCCUCCACCGAGAGAGAGGCCUAGGAAAGCCACUCGCUCCUACUCCAGUCAGAGACCCAGCAGAUCACGGCCUUCCGGGGACAGCGACGCUGCCGCCAAGACUGCUGAGAUUCUGCGGAGGAACUUGUCCCAGCCAGUGGAGACAGGGGAGGUUGAGAGGGGGAGAGGGAGAGAGGAAAGAUUCCAUUCUGAGUCUGGAACAGCUCACUCCAUAUCUCCUCCUCUACAACAGAGUGAGAGAGAGGAGGAAGGACAGUCACCUGACACUGUGGUGACCACACCCACUAUCAUGGUCGCCUCAGAGGAGCCAAUGGGAUAUGGGGAGAGGGUGAGGAGGGAGAGUGGGGAGGGAGGGAGGAUGGGAAGCCACACCCUCCGACAUGGAGAGACCAGUCCUCCGAUGUCGCCACGGAGAUACCAGUCCGUGACCCUUGAUCCCAGAGCUGCUAGAUUUGGCUCCGCCCACCACGAUCAUGUACAUCAGCUGUUGCUAGGGCCGACGAGUCGUAGACUGCCCAUCAUGAAAUCGACGUCGGCCCAGAGUCCGUACGGGGUGGAGCCAGUGAGGGAGAGGAGUAUUGACGAGGCCGUUGCCGCCAGUCAGGGUGGCUCCUCCUCUCUCAGUGUGCAGCCAGUGCCAGUCCGUGGUGCUCUAAGUAUGGAGACAGAGGGAGGAGAUCUGGGGGUCAGAGGUCACGCAAUUGGAAUGUUCCCUCCUCCAUUCAUGGGCCGCAGACACUCUCACUUCGAGGAUAGGUCCCGUGUGCAGGGAACAUUGUACAAGAAGCAGAUCAGUGAUGGUCAGGGGAAGAAGAGUGCAGGUCGCUCCUGGAAGGCCUUCUACACCGUCCUGGUCGGGAGUCACAUGGUCUUCUACAAAGACAGGAAAGAUGCCGACGCAAACAAGCCGUGCGAGGAGCCGCCAUUGGAGGUGGUCCCUGGCAGAGCAGACCUCACCCAUGGCUACAUCAAGAAGAGGAAUGUGUUCAGAGUGACGUGCGGCCACCAGCAGACAGGGGCUGAAUACCUGCUGCAGUGUGAAAGCUCUCAGAACAUGCUCCUCUGGGUCACCACCAUUCACAAGUUGAAUGGAGGAGGGAAGAUGGUGGAACAAGCUGCCCCAAAGCCGACACAUUUUCUCACCCCUGGCUCUCCUCGCAGUGCUCGCCGUGGCUCCUCCCCCCUCCCCACUGGCCCCACCCACCAGAGAACCAGCCGGAAGAAAACACUGGUGAAAGGACUAAAGAAUGCUCUAAAGGGAGGUAAAAAGGGAGUGUGUCUUCAGCCAUCAUUUGGACAGUUUCUGGGAGACUGUCCAAUGUCCUCUGAGAACAAGAAUGUUCCCCUGGUGGUAGAGAUGUGUGUGAGAGAAGUGGAGGAACAUGGUCUGGAUGUGGAGGGUCUCUACAGGAAACCAGGAAUGAGCAGCAUAAUCAAGAGCAUGGUGACAGACAUUGACAAGGGACAGUUUGAGUGUGAAGACUAUGGAGACAUACACACCAUAGGCUCCCUCCUCAAGAAGUUCUUCCAAGACCUCCAAGAUCCACUUAUACCCAGUGACCGAUUCAAGGAGUUCCUGGGUGUAGUGAUGGAGGGUCAGAGGGAAAGUGAGCAGGUGACAAGGCUGCGCGGACUCGUCUUCCAUCUCCCAACUUCCCACUACCACACUCUCCGCCAUCUGACUGCCCAUCUCAACAAGGUGGCCAGACACUCCGAUCAGAACAAGAUGGUGCUGAGGAAUGUGGCGAUGGUGUUUGGACCAACACUGAUGCUCCCAGCUGGUAGUGAGGAAUACCUGGCUGCAAUGAGUCACACCUUCACAGUCAUCGAAUUACUUUGUAAACAUUGGCGGAACAUGUUUGACUCUGAGAGAUGUCACGAGGAAGAGGCCCUGGAGAGAGCAAGGGAGAGAGAAAGACAGAGAGAGGAGGCCACGGCGGAGGGGAGGGCUCUCGUCUCUUCCCAGAGAACCUCCUCCGAUCCUGCCGUUAACAGCCUCAAGGUCAAGAAAGACCACGCUCUGUUCAAUGCCUCACCAAAGAUGGUUCGCAGGAUAAAGAACCAGUUCAGCAGUGGCUCCAGUGGCUCCAGGAAGACCCCCGAGAGAAACUCGUACUCUGGAGGUGAGGCUCUCUUCUCCGCCUCUCUCACGGCUCGCAAACAACACAACAGGGCAGAGACACUGCCGGCAGCCAAUCCUACUGUUGGCUCCCUCCUUUCCCCUUCCUCUCAGCCGGCCCCGCCCAGCAAAUGGGGCCGGGCGGGGAGCAGCGGAAGUCUCCAGGCCACCAGAGCUCGUGAAGCCAGUCUCGGUGUGUACGGGGACCUCAAUCCCCACGCCAGGUACGGAGGUCAUGAGGAGGGAAGGAGGGAACACGUCGGGAGCAUCUGGAAGGACCAGAGGGGGCGUGGCUCCGAGAGAAGGGAGGGGCAGUCUCGAUCGCAGCUCCUCUCCUCCCAUCCUCCUCCUCCUCUCAUCGCCCACCAGAAAGAGCUCCUCGCGUCGUACCAGCAUCCUCAGACCCUCCCGUACCAUCGCCACUCCCACUCCUCUCCCUCACACGAGCCUCUCCAUCGCUCCACCACAGUCCCAGUCGCUUCCCCCGAACACCGUUCCUCCAUACACCAUUCAAUAUCCUCUCCUGAGCACAGGGGCUCCUUACAGCACCACUCAAUGCGCCAGCCUCCCUCCACGUCCUCCCCCACAGGUACGAGGAGGAAGAUAAGCUACAACCUUGCAGUGGGUGAGGGCUACGGAGCAGCACACAGAGCUAGUGGCUAUCACCACAGAAGACUGUCGGACCAGCUGCCCUACCAGGACGAGCUGAGGGAGAAGGAAUUUUCAAGGUCGUAUGCCCCGCCCACUUCUGCCCAGUAUGGGAAUUCCAGAGCUCCUCGUUAUGACAGGGGUCACCAGUACGUGCCUCAGGGUACCGGUGAUCGGGGUCAAAGGUCAAUUCCCAAGUCUUAUCACUAG